Molecule: messenger RNA, 1008 nt
Organism: Eutrema salsugineum
Lineage: Eukaryota; Viridiplantae; Streptophyta; Magnoliopsida; Brassicales; Brassicaceae
Product: TIR domain-containing protein
Exons: 2
Coding region: 388-786 (132 amino acids)
Source: RefSeq, a predicted model, not a curated record
CCUAACACUAUUCCAAUGUAGAAGCAGGUCCAAGAACCCCUUCCACAGGUAUUUGUCAACUUCCGUGGAGCUGAACUGCGCCAAAACUUCGUCAGGAAUCUCGUAUGGGCCUUGAAAGACUCAGGGAUCAACGUCUUCAUUGACAACCACGAGCAGAAAGGGAGAAAGCUAAAAGGUCUCUUUACAAGGAUCAAGAAGUCAAAGAUCGCGCUAGCAAUCUUUUCCAAGAGGUACUGUGAGUCGGAAUGGUGUUUGGAGGAGCUUGUGAGGAUGAAUAAACUUAUGGAGGAAAAGAAACUCGUGGUGAUUCCUAUCUUCUCAACGUAAGUGCGGAAGAGGUGAAAAGAGCAGCCGAUACCAAUAAAAAAUCCCGAGAAGGCGUUUCUGAUGGUGAAUUUACCGUUCUUUCAAGGAAAUGAAAACAGAAAUACAAAGACCCAGCCUGAGAUGGUGGAGAGAUGGGAGUGUGCCUUGAGGUCUGUGACUAAAAGAAUUGGCUUUUCUCUGGAAUAUUACAGAAACGAUGAGUUUGCAUUUGUCGCCGCGAUUGUUAGGGAGGUUAAGAGACAGCUACACAUGCAAACUGAAACAGAAUUGUCUAUUGUUUUUGUUGCUUUCUUGGCUCUUUUCCUCAACCUUCUUUUUAGUUUCAUCAUAGCCCCUCUGCUUUUCCCUGAUCUGAAGUUUUUCCAGACUCGUAAAUGGUUGUUAGGUUUUCCGGGAUUGGUUCUUGCCUUGCAAGUUUGGUACAAGAAAAACCAGAACGAAGCACUGCCUCCUUCAUAGUUCUGUUUUUGUUCUCGACUGUCUUUGUGUAGUUUUAUGCUCUGUUUGUUUGAUGUAUUGUACUAGUAGGUUCUGUGUUGUACAGUUUUUUGUUUCAUCUUUGAAAUGGGUUUAAAAGAUCAUUUGGUUGGUUUCUUGUACAAGCUAAGUUGUGUGCGGAGAAAACAGAACAGAGGACCUCUUGUUGUUUGAUCACCGUCAAGUUGUUUCGCGUUGUUUCAU